Ostrea edulis (European flat oyster) is the source of this 2365-nucleotide messenger RNA. RefSeq names its product gamma-aminobutyric acid receptor alpha-like. Gene Ontology annotation, molecular function: GABA-A receptor activity; extracellular ligand-gated monoatomic ion channel activity; neurotransmitter receptor activity. Gene Ontology annotation, cellular component: synapse; neuron projection; membrane. Lineage: Eukaryota; Metazoa; Mollusca; Bivalvia; Ostreida; Ostreidae. Bases 69 to 1271 code for a protein of 400 amino acids. The transcript is spliced from 10 exons. Gene Ontology annotation, biological process: chemical synaptic transmission; regulation of membrane potential; signal transduction. The record is from RefSeq and is a predicted model, not a curated record.
GAGAGACAGUGUUUGAUCAAUAUUUACAGGUCGUUCGGAUAGACUGUUUUUCAGAUGAUUACACCAUUAUGAAGAAGGUUACCACGUUGUUGGACAGUCUGCUACAGAAAUAUGACAAGUCUGUGCGUCCUGGCGUUGGAAGGGAACCGCUGGUCAUAAAAACCAACAUGCUGGUGAGGAGUAUCGGUCCCAUCACAGAAUCAGAAAUGACGUACUUGCUUCAGUGCUAUCUGCGACAGAGCUGGCACGACGAGCGCCUGAAAUUUGACCUUCCUAACGUCACAGAGGUCACCCUAAGUAACACCUUCCUCAAGGACAUCUGGAAACCCAACACCUAUUUCCUGAAUGGCCGUUUGUCUGUCCAGCCCAACAUUACAGUCCCGAAUGUAUUUGUUAGAAUACGAAAAGACGGCAGCAUUUACAUGUCGCGGAGAUUAACCAUCAAUGCCAAAUGUCCGAUGAAUCUCCUGGACUAUCCAAUGGACUCUCCAGUCUGCCCACUGUUGUUAGGAGGCUAUGGCUACACAAUGGAAGAAAUCAUUUACAGAUGGCAGGCGCGCAACAAAUCGGGAGUUGAUAUUUACGAUGACGUCACCAUGUCGCAGUUUGACAUUGAUUCUAUUUGGACUACGAAUAAUACCUACUCAAACCUGAUUGGGACAUUCUCGGGUCUAGAAGUGCAUUUUCAUCUGAAGCGUCAUAUUGGAUUUUUCAUGCUACAGACGUAUAUCCCCUGCACUUUGAUCGUCUGUUUAUCUUGGGUUUCAUUUUGGAUUAAUCGAGACGCUGCACCAGCAAGGGUUCUUUUAGGGGUGACGACCGUCUUGUCCACGGCGGCUGUGGGUCUGAUUCAGAGAGAUGGCUUACCCAGAGUUCCGUACGCCACCGCUCUCGACGUCUUCCUGAACGUCUGCAUCUUCUACAAUUUGGCCGCCAUUGUCCAAUACGCCGCCGUCAACUACUUCACCAAGAUUCUUCCCAAGGAAGGCGGCAGCUCGGACGACGAGGACGAAUCAACAAAUGACAACGAAGCUAGGGGAAAUGACGUCAUGCCGUCGAGGGUACCAAGGAAAACCGGAUGCCCGUUGUUAUUCUGUAAAUGUUUUUUAGGCAACUUCCGGUUUCGGUACGAUAUGGUAGAAUUCACAGAUAUCGCGGCAGGAAAUAGCGUCAGCAGUAUUGACAUUCUCUCCAGAUACAUAUUUCCAUUUUCCUUCUGUCUUUUUCAAGCCUUUUACUGGGCUUGGUAUCUUGGACUGAAACCAUAUUGAAAUAACACUUUUGACUUGUAGAAAUGAUAUUUUGACUUGUAGAAAUGUUACAGACUGGCAUCGUUUGUUCUCAUUAUGAUUUUAGAUGCUAAACGAAUCAAGCGAUAUAUGAAAACAUGUAGAUUUAACAUUUACAGCUGGUAGUCGCAGGUGGUAGUUUUAAGCUGUGUAUAGAAAGUCUCAAUUUAUGAAGUUACGCAAAAUACUGUCACAAAAUAUUUAAGAAGUUCAUCCCCUUGUCUUCGGCUACUGAAAAAUACUAGCUAGGCUGAAGCUAUAUAGCAGAUUGCACAUGUCCAGUAGCACCACUAGCUAGGCUGAAGCUAUAUAACAGAUUGCACAUGUCCAGUAGCACCACUAGCUAGGCUGAAGCUAUAUAGCAGGUUGCUCAUGUCCAGUAACACCACUAGCUAGACUGAAGCUAUAUAACAGAUUGCACAUGUCCAAUAGCACCACUAGCUAGGCUGAAGCUAUAUAGCAGAUUGCACAUGUCCAGUAGCACCACUAGCUAGACUGAAGCUAUAUAACAUAUUGCACAUGUCCAGUAGCACCACUAGCUAGACUGAAGCUAUAUAACAGAUUGUACAUGUCCAGUAGCACCACUAGCUAGGCUGAAGCUAUAUAGCAGAUUGCACAUGUCCAGUAGCACCACUAGCUAGACUGAAGAUAUAUAACAGAUUGUACAUGUCCAGUAGCACCACUAGCUAGGUUGAAGAUGUAUAGCAGAUUGCACAUGUCCAGUAGCACCACUAGCUAGACUGAAGCUAUAUAGCAGAUUGCACAUGUCCAGUAGCACCACUAGCUAGACUGAAGCUAUAUAGCAGAUUGCACAUGUCCAGUAGCACCACUAGCUAGGCUGAAGCUAUAUAGCAGAUUGCACAUGUCCCGUAGCACCACUAGCUAGGCUGAAGCUAUAUACCAGAUUGCACAUGUCCAGUAGCACCACUUUGCUAAUCUGUUGGGUAUUAUUAUACGUUUAUCUUGGACUCAGCGUAGAAAUAUGAUAUACAAUGUACGCACAAAAUGUGUGUGUUUAUGAAAAAACUUUUCGGAAUUUACUGAAAAUGUACUGUUGACAGGACGAAUAAAAUAAU